Messenger RNA from Notechis scutatus (mainland tiger snake), 2395 nucleotides. RefSeq names its product NKAP domain containing 1 (gene NKAPD1). The record is from RefSeq and is a predicted model, not a curated record. NCBI's taxonomy places the organism in Eukaryota, Metazoa, Chordata, Lepidosauria, Squamata, Elapidae.
CUGGGCCGCGCUCGCGGGUUCCGGGCUAGCCACGGUGGCGGAGUGAGGCCAGGCCAGGCGGGCUCCCGUCCCGGGUCCGGCGCGGAGGGCGAGGGAAGUGGCGGCGGCGGCUGCCAGGCGGGGCCGGAGAGGCGGCCCCCCGUCCCCCCUCGGGUGUCCCGCCCGCCAACCCUGCGAGGGCAUUUUUUUCGCCGCCUGGUUGGUGUGGAAACGAUGUCCCGCGUCCCUUUGGGAAAAGUCCUUUUGCGGAAUGUCAUUCGCCACACAGACGCCCACAACAAGAUUCAGGAAGAGUCUGAAAUGUGGAAAAUACGCGAGAUGGAGAAGCAGAGCCAAGAGAUACACUGGGGCAAACAGGAGAGGACUCUUCUGAACAGCUCCAGCAGCAGGAUGCGUAGCGAUGGCUUUGAUGAGGACAGCCAGCAGGCCUCCUGGAGGACAAGGAACAUGCCGGUUAUGGCAGUGACCCUUGAAGAUGACCUUCGACACGCCCGCUAUUGGAACAAGAAGCUCUACGAAUGCGAAGCUAACAUGCCUGACAGAUGGGGUCACAGUGGCUACAAAGAGCUGUAUCCAGAAGAAUUUGAUACAGACAGUGACCGGGAACCCGACCGAGAACAAAACUCCGUGAACGGCAAAAGAAAAUCCCAGUCGGGCAAGCCAAGCUCCGCGAAGCUGCACAAAAGGAAGAAGGCCAAGAAGUCGCACAAGAAGAAGCAGAAAAAGAAAUCUCACAAGAAGAAGAAGAAGAAGAAACGCGAGGCGGGGGCGGCAUCUUCCCAGGAGUCCGAGGGCUCGGAGGGGGAGCCCCCCAAGAGGAACAAGAAGAAGCGCCACAAGAAGGACAAGAGGGCCCCCGAGGGGCCUCCCGCCUCGUCCUCAGAUCCAGGCAGCGGCUCCAGCAAAGCCAGCAGCUGCCUCUCCAGCCGCUCUGGGGACAGUGACUCAGAGGAGCCAGCCAGGAAGAGGCGGAAACGCCAGGCGUCCCUGUCCGAAAGAGCCGGAGACAGAGCGCCGGAGAAGCGCAGCAAGAGGAAGAACUGGAAAGUAGCAGCUGACGAGAACUCCGAGGACAGCUCAGAGGAGGAUUAGAACCCGGCUCCAGGACAGCGCUUCCUCUCCCCACCUCCCCCCAAAGGCCCAGCUCUGCUCGGAACAAACUUGGAUUUGGUUCCGCUGGCAGGGGCAGGGGGCGGUGCGAGUUUCCCUUGGACCAGAGAGGAAAACAAAAGGCUUGGAUUCCUUUGGCCUGGCUUGGAUUCUAGCUGGAUAGUCCCUUUUGUUCCCCAUCGGGAUGGACCUUCCAUUUUCUAAUUUCUACUCUCAAAGGCAACCGGAACACUGGGUGGUUUAGUCCCCCCCUUUGCCUUUUGACAAAAAUCACCUGGAGUUUAAUUUUUAUUUUUAAUUGCCCAAGACUUGCAGAUGGGUUGCAAUUAAAAGCACGAGGGAGAGAGGGGAGGUGGUGUUCCCCAAGCAGGUAGGCAGGCCUCGCUCUCCACUUUGAACCGUGUCCUCAACUGUAGAGGUAAGGGGGCAAAGGCUGGCUCAGAAUAAACCCAGACCCCACUGCAGCCUCAGGGUUGACUAAGUUGUCACCUUGUGAAGAAGCGCCUCUCCAUACCUGGAAGAAUGCAGGUCAUCCUAUCCAUUCACGUGCCGUUGGGGGACUAGAUCUCGUUUCGGCUGGCUGUGUCCUCUUCUUAAAUUAUCUCUUGCUGCCAGAAAUUCCAGAGAAAAUGCAGCGAGCCCUCGGCUUCUUGUAGCCAUUAAUAGGAUGAGCAACAAGAGAGGAUCUAUCUUUGUGUACGGUGCCUAAUUAAGAGCCAUGUUAAGGGUGGGAUUUUGUUUGUUUUUGGUAAAACUAUUCAUGGCUUUCUAAUGCCAGUUAAGUAGCUGUGGAAGGAGGACUCACAAAAGAACAUUCCCAGGAAAGAGCCCAAAUCACACCUGUCUCCUACCUCCCCAGACAACUGCAGUUCUGCAAGAGAGACUGAAAUAUGGGGGAAGCCUUGAGAUUAACAAAACAAAGAGAUUUUGCUAAGUAUGCCUUUACUCAUCAAAAAUAUACUGAGCAGAUUUGUUGAACCUAACACCUAGCAGUUCUCUGAUGCUGGCCAUCCCCAAUUCCCCUUCACCAAGUUUUGGAAAAUACUCACUUCAGCCUUCUGCCAGUUUUGUAUUUAACACAGUUUUUCCUCCCCUGGUCUCCCCGCACAACGGUCUAACAUAAAACGUCUGGACUGAAUGACCCUGUUCUAAAAUGUAGAAGAAUAAGCUGGGCCUUUUUUUUUUUUCGUUCUUUGUGUACAGGGAUAUAAAAAGUAUUUUUGGAAAUAAUUGUUGCUAUGAGAAGCAAAGCCAUUGAAGUUAUUUCUAUGAAAAAUCAUAUUUU